AUGCAAAGCCGAACCGUAUCCGGCUACGCACACAUGCUGAGACUCGGCGAACUGACGACGCUUUGCUACACACUCCUCUACUUGGCUUCACUACAUUUGGUCGCGCGGGCAGAAGAUGUUGGGCGCGGAUAUGGAUAUGUGGAUACAACAGCGCUAUCGUCGAUUCUCGAUCGACUUACAAAUCGCACAGUUUAUGAUAAGCGGUUGCGACCAAGAUACGGUGAUAAACCCGUCGAUGUCGGCAUCACCAUUCACGUCUCGUCGAUCUCAGCAGUUUCCGAAGUCGAUAUGGACUUCACAUUGGACUUCUACAUGCGUCAAAACUGGCAAGACCCACGUCUCGCCUUCGAGCCACUCGAAACCGGCAGCGGCCAGAAAAUCUCGUCACUAACGGUUGGAGUGGACUACAUGGACAAGUUGUGGAAGCCGGAUACGUUUUUUCCAAAUGAGAAAAAGUCGUUCUUCCACACAGCGACUACCCACAAUUCGUUCUUGAGGAUUGACUCUGAUGGAACGGUGGCGACUAGUCAAAGGUUGACAGUAACUGCAACGUGUCCAAUGAAACUCCAACUCUUCCCCAUGGACUCGCAGAGGUGCAAGCUGGAAAUCGAAAGCUAUGGAUAUUCCGUCGUCGACAUCAACUAUCUAUUUCCACAUGGCCCACAAUCGAUCAGCACCGAUGAGCCGCAGUUGCCACAGUUUGUAUUGUCCAAUGUUCGCAUCAAUCGGGUGACGGAGAAGCUCAGUUCCGGAGAGUAUUCACGGCUGCUCUGCUAUUUCAUGUUCGAGCGUAAUCUUGGGUUCUAUCUGCUACAAAUUUACAUCCCGUCAGUGCUGAUUGUGUCGAUCUCAUGGGUGUCAUUUUGGUUGUCGAGAGAGGCUACGCCAGCCCGUGUUGCGUUGGGUGUUACAACGGUGUUGACAAUGACCACACUGAUGACGACAACAAAUAGCGCGAUGCCGAAGGUGUCCUACGUCAAGUCGAUUGAUAUCUUUCUAGGUACAUCGUUCAUGAUGGUAUUUUGCUCAUUGUUGGAAUAUGCGGCAAUUGGAUAUUUGAGUAAACGAUUGAAAUUGUGUGAGGUUCGGAAGAAAUCAUCCGUUAGGUCCUUACUUUCUUCACCUGUAGAACCGGCAAUGCGCUCCAUUUCCGUACCCGCAUAUUUCAACACAGCCUAUCGUCCCUUCUACUCAUCUACAGAUCGAAAAUCAACCCUAUUUUUGGACGAGCAACACCGCCCCAAAGUUAGCUUCAUGGAAUCCGACUGUGAUUGCCCGCUAUUGGCACCCCAAAGCGAGGAGACGACCCCGGGACGAGUAGAAAUUAUUGUCACCAAGCAUGAAUUUGCAAAACAACCAUUUGAUUGGAAACAACUGAUUAAACCGUCAAAUAUUGAUAAAUAUUCCCGAAUAUUCUUUCCUAUGUGUGGGGACUAUCCAUAUGGCUACAGCACGUUCGACAUCCAGUACUUCUGGGGCGACCGGAAUACGACCGAGAUGAAUGCCGUCAAGUUCGAGCCGUUCACGCUGCCGCAGUUUAAGCAGACGGCUUAUACGAUUAAUAAGACGAUUGCAACGACGGCAUCAGGCUCUUAUGAUCGGUUGGCGUUCGAAGUAUUGCUGGUCCGGAAUAUGGGCUUUUACACGAUGAAUAUCGUCAUCCCUUCCGUUCUGAUCGUCACAAUCUCAUGGGUGUCAUUUUGGCUGAAUAGAGAGGCCAGCCCUGCCCGUGUCGGCCUUGGUGUCACCACUGUGCUCACGAUGACUACCCUUAUCACCACAACAAAUAAUUCUAUGCCCAAAGUCAGCUAUAUCAAAGGGUUGGAUGUGUUUUUGAAUUUUUGUUUCGUGAUGGUGUUUGCCUCAUUGGUCGAAUAUGCCAUCGUUUCCUAUAUGAACAAAUGGAUCGCGUUGCGACGUGAGAAAAGGCGAAAGCAGGCCGAGCAGCAGCAGAGGCAAGAGAUCCCAAUGUUCUCACCAAAGCAACCAAACAAUAACUCGUACGAGAUGGGGAUCAUGUCCCAAAAUUCGACACCGGCCAAAAGCUACGACCGCGGCCAGGAAAUGGCACUACUCACUGAACAUGCAUCCACGCAUCAAUUGGUGGAGAUGCCAUUGGAUUGUGAUUGCCGGACAAUUCCGUUCACACAGAACCCACGGUUGGUUCCAUCCGGUGCAGCCGGUAUGUGGCCAGCUCCCUUCGGCAAGUCGAAAAAGAAGAAACGAUCGUGCUGCCAAAUCUGUUCACCAGCCAAGAUCGACAAGUGCAGUCGCUACGCGUUCCCGCUGAUCUUCAUCGGUUUCAACGUGAUUUAUUGGUCUAUAAUGCACUUCCUUGCAUCACUCGAUGGCUACUCGACGCUGAACAUCAACUACGAGUGGUGCGGGGUUGGAACGGCUGCUGAUUGCCGUUCGGUCAAGUUGGAAGCGUCCGCCGAGCUCCCUUCUUACACGCUCUCCGAUCACUGUGUAGGGCGCACAGUGGCCACAACGGCUUCAGGUUCCUAUUCGCGGCUGGCCGUGAUAUUCAUCUUUAGCCGGGAAUCCGGUUUUUAUAUGUUGCAAAUUUUUGUGCCAGCCGGGUUGGUUGUCGGGAUCAGCUGGGUAUCCUUCUGGAUCAACAGAGACUCGGCACCUUCCCGAACAAUUAUUGGUGUUAUGACUGUUCUUACUGAGACUCAUCUCAUGACGGGUACUAAUCGCCGGCUACCCCCGGUUUCUUAUAUCAAGGCUGUGGAUAUUUAUCUUGGGUUUUGCUAUCUCCUCGUCGUCUUCGCCCUCAUCGAAUAUGCGUGUGUCGCCUACACGAAGAAGAAAAAUGAGGAUCGGCGAAGACGGCAGAAAAAAUCUGAUUUUAAGCCGCCCAGCCUUCAGACACCUGAUCUCUUACAAGAUGCUCGACUUGCCGAAUGUACUUGCAAUGCUCAACAAUCAAUCGUAGCAAUCGUCAAGAAACCGAGCAAAUUCUGUAUUCGACAUUCCCAUAUUGAUAUUGCGGCCCGAAUUAUAUUUCCAUCGGCGUUCUUCAUCUUCAACGUAGUCUUCUGGAUUGUCCUUCUCCUGAAAGCCAAUCGGAUGCCGUACACCGAAGCUUCAACCGCGCAGACGUGCAACGAAGGCAGU
Molecule: messenger RNA, 3123 nt
Organism: Mesorhabditis spiculigera
Lineage: Eukaryota; Metazoa; Nematoda; Chromadorea; Rhabditida; Rhabditidae
Source: the annotation of a GenBank genome assembly